GCGAGCCGAAUCCCACUUUCAGGCACAGCAGACCGAGUAUUCCUGUUUUGCAGCGCAUUCUACGAGAAUGCGAGCACACUCUUGACGGACCCGUUGACGAUCCAGACCAUGUUUUGGAGGCCUUGGAAACCUGCCGACGCCAAGGGGCAAGUUAUGACGAGCACUCUUUCAAGCUACAACGGAACUCUAGCAAGUUCAAGAGAUUCCUAAUGGGUCAGAAUUUGCGAAUCUAUUACAAGCAGACCGAACUGGACAAGGCUCUGGCCGCAUAUAAGGGAAGUGUAUUGCUUCUGAGAGACUAGUGCUCUGAAAUUAAGCUUCGACAGCAGCUGGUUGAAAUGAGUCUUGCACUCGUUCAUCAGACCAACCACUUGAAACUGGUCGAACAAGUGUGGACAAGAGGCUUCGGCCAGCUCUCCCAAGAAAAAUACAACAUCGAUGCUGCCAUCCGAAUCAUAAUCGGCCAGCCCCACGCCAAACAUCCUGGCCAAGCAUUCAAGUACUAUCCCCCCAGAGCCAAAUUAGACAGCGCAUCCGACCUUGACUUGGUUUCCGUCUCCUAUCUCCGCCAAGCCAAUGCACUAGAGCACGUCACUCUUGUGCCCAUUCCAGAAGACACCCAGAUUGCCAUCAGAGGUGUAGGUAACGGCUCACUGACCCCAACCCAUAGGGUGUUACUCAAGUGGUACGGGCAUGGAGAGAGAAAGAUACACGAGGGUUGGUUUGACCUGGUCGAUUUCCCAGACAUUGAUAUUUUGUUGGGGACCGCAUCGUUCAGAAGAUCGCUGUUGUAA
Podospora bellae-mahoneyi is the source of this 794-nucleotide messenger RNA. RefSeq lists its product as uncharacterized. NCBI's taxonomy places the organism in Eukaryota, Fungi, Ascomycota, Sordariomycetes, Sordariales, Podosporaceae. The coding region runs from base 339 to 794 and encodes 151 amino acids. The record is from RefSeq and is a predicted model, not a curated record. The transcript is spliced from 3 exons.